UCAAAUUUCAAAAUGGCAACGGUCAUCUAUUCCAAAAUAACUCAGAUUCAUCCUCAAAACGAAAUCAACGGCAUCCCAAAAGCAAGUAACCAAUACUUUCCCUUUUUACUCUCCCUCUGUAGAGAUUCAAAAGCAUUUGAGUUUCUUUCUUUCUCUCUCUUGUAAUUUUCUGUCUUUCUUUUUUCAAAAACCCAACUCAACUCUUUUUAUCGCUCUCAUUCAAAAAACAGUCAUAAAUACAUUUUUAAGUUUUAACAACAAUGGAGGAGGAUGGUAAUCAAUGGCAUGACCCACUUCUUCUUACCGACGUUUCUUGGCAAAACCAAAGCUCCAGUUCUCACUCUCACUCUCACUCUCACUCACCCUCUCACUCUCACUACAAUUCGCCUCCUUUGCCCAGCUAUCAUAUGCAAACUUCUACUAUGGCUGAUCAAGAUCCAUAUGAGGGUCGGUCCAUGUUGGGAUUUUCCCUCACAUCUCCGGAUUUGGUUAUUUGUGCCGGCUCACCGGAUAUUCCAGGAAACAGCUAUGGAGAUUCUCCUCAGUUUUUGGAGAAUAAAUGCCAUCAGAACAUAGGGAAUUCUAUAGAGCUAUCUUUAGAGAACGGCAUCAAUGGGUCUGAAAUUGUAGAUAUCCCCAAGGCCCCAGCUGUAAAGUUCUCUACAACAUUGUGCCAAACAUUUAAAGAAGAAUUAUCACCUGGGGCCUCCUUUGAGCUUCAUCCACAGCCAUUAAUGGAGGACGGCUCGACAAAAGAUCCACUUCCAGUAUUAAGCAUUAAUGUGGGGUCUAAAGAUAAGGCUGUGACUUUAGGUGAUGUGAACUUUUUGGAGGACAAUGAUUUCGAGAGUGGUGAUAUAGUAAGGACAGACUGUAUAGGUCUGCCGCUGUACCAGUCUGCACGCUCUGGGAACCUUUCAUACCAUUUUCAAUCAUUGGAGUCUGGCAAUUAUGUUGUUGAUCUCCACUUUGCAGAGAUUGUGUUCAUAAACGGCCCUCCCGGGAUGAGACUGUUUGAUGUCUAUGUACAAGAGAAGAAGGUUGUUUCCUGCCUGGAUAUAUAUGCUCGUGUAGGUGGGAAUGAACCUCUAGUUGUCUCUGGCCUUCAUACUUUUGUUGAUGAUGAAGAGGGUCUGUCCAUUAGAUUGGAAGGAGUGAUUGGGCGCCCAAUUCUCUGCGGCAUUUCCAUAAAGAAAGAUUUUCCUGCAAAUUCCAGAGAAGUUGAAUUGCCCAAAGUCAUGGCAGAGUCUCAAGUGGCAGAAAGUGAGCCACCCAAAGAGAAUGGUAACUUCGAUGUGAAAGGAGAUUAUCAGAAAGUCCAACAAGAUUUUGAGUGUCAAAAAGAGGAACUAGCAGAGACAAGAAGAAUGUUGGAGGAACUUAAGAGGGAGAACCAAGCUAAGACGAGGGAAUGCCAAGAAGCCUGGAAGUCUUUAAAGGAGCUCCAGAAUGAGCUCAUGCGCAAGUCAAUGCACGUUGGAUCUUUGGCUUUUGCCAUUGAGGGGCAAGUGAAAGAGAAGAGCAAAUGGUUUUCAUCAUUGAGAGACUUGACAAGAAAACUUAAGCUCUUGAAAAUGGAACACUUCACACUGGUGGAGGAGGCAAGAGAAUAUAAGAAGUGUCUUGAAGAUAUGGAUAAAAUGAGGGCUACCAUUCACUCAGCAAUUAACCAGCGAGUAGAUUUACAUGAAGACCUUAAGAUUAAAUUUAUGGAAGGGGCCAAGGAACGAAAAGAACUUUACAACAAGGUUUUGGAGUUGAAAGGAAACAUAAGGGUCUUUUGCCGGUGUAGGCCUCUAAACACUGAAGAAAUUUCAGUAGGAGCUUCAAUGGCUAUUGAUUUUGAAUCUGCUAAAGAUGGUGAACUCACUGUAAGAUCAAAUGGGGCCUCUAGAAGGACCUUUAAGUUCGAUUCUGUAUUUGGCCCUCAAGCAACCCAAGCUGAUAUUUUCCAAGACACAGCUCCAUUUGCGACCUCAGUUCUAGAUGGGUACAAUGUCUGCAUAUUUGCUUAUGGGCAGACUGGAACAGGAAAAACUUUUACUAUGGAGGGUACAGAAGAUGCUCGGGGAGUAAAUUUUAGGACUCUCGAGGAACUGUUUCGAAUAAUUAGUGAGCGACAGAAGCUAUGUCGAUAUGAUGUAUCUGUAAGCGUCUUAGAAGUCUAUAAUGAGCAAAUACGAGAUUUGUUGGUCUCAGGAGCUCAGCCUGGAGUUGCUGCAAAAAGGCUUGAGGUAAGGCAAGUGGGUGAAGGAACACAUCAUGUUCCAGGACUGGUUGAGGCACAUGUUAACAACAUGACUGAGGUCUGGGAAGUUCUACAGACUGGCAGUAAUGCAAGGGCUGUUGGCUCAACCAAUGCCAAUGAGCACAGCAGCCGAUCCCACUGCAUACAUUGUGUGAUGGUGAAGGGUGAGAAUUUAUUGAAUGGGGAAUGCACAAGAAGCAAAUUAUGGUUGGUGGACCUGGCGGGAAGCGAGCGAGUGACCAAGACAGAAGUGCAAGGUGAACGACUCAAGGAAACCCAAAAUAUUAAUAGAUCUCUUUCUGCACUUGGUGAUGUUAUAUCCGCUCUUGCAACAAAAAGUCCUCACAUCCCUUUCAGGAACUCCAAGCUCACACACUUACUUCAAGAUUCUUUAGGUGGAGAUUCCAAGACCCUAAUGUUUGUACAAAUCAGUCCUAACGAAAAUGAUUUGAGUGAGACCCUCUGCUCACUGAACUUUGCAAGUAGAGUGAGAGGAAUAGAAUUAGGUCCAGCAAAGAGGCAGAUGGACACCAGUGAACUUCUGAAAUACAAACAGAUGGCGGAGAGAACCAAGCAAGAUGUAAAGAGUAAAGAUGUUCACAUCAAGAAGUUGGAGGAAACAAUUCAUGGAAUGGAUUUGAAGAUAAAGGAAAGAGAUCUUAAAACCAAGAACCUGCAAGACAAGGUUAAAGAAUUGGAAUCACAACUGCUAAUCGAGAGAAAGCUGGCUCGUCAACAUGUGGAUACAAAGAUAGCUGAGCAGCAACAAAUGAAACAUCAGCAAGAAGAGCAGAAUGUUGCACCAAUGAGGCUUCCACUUGUAACUCGACCAUUAGGAAGUCACAAGAAUCUAAAUGAACCACUGAGCAGUACAUUGAUCAAAGACCAAGUAAAUCUCACCCGACCGCUUUCAGAGAACAACAGCUUCAAACCACUGAUUCCCAUUCAACCAAGUGAUGGCUUUGUCAAAUACAUUGAUCCAACAGAGAAGGAAAAUAAUCCUGAGACAGCCGAACAACCCCUGAUACCAAAAAGAACUGGAAGAGCCUCUAUGUGCCCGAUGGCUCGACGUAUACCAGCAGCUCCUGCUCCAAGGCGCAACUCUUUAAUCCCAUUCCCAAGUGUACCAAGCUUAGCCCCACUCCCACCACCAUUGCUACUGUCCCCACCACAUGAAGCCGAAAAGAAUGAAGAUACAGACGGGUCUGAAGCUAACUGCUUGCAUGAACAGACACCUUGUGAAAGUCCUAAAAGAAUAAAAGUUGGAAGUAAUAAGAAGCUAAGCAGCGUAUUGAGACGAAGCCUCCAAAGGAAAUAUCAGUUGAAGUCACCAAUGCAACACAUUAGAAGAGGUGGUGUAAAUGUUGGGAUGGAGAAAGUUAGAGUCUCUAUAGGAAGUAGAGGGAGACUGGGAAAUAGAGUGCUACUUGGCAAUACUACAAGAGCAAUACCAAAAGAGUCUCAGCACAAGCAAAUUCAAAAGGAAAAGGAGAGGGGUUGGAAUGUUGGUGGAACUAUAGGGAGAACAGUUAUUUAAAAGUGCAUGAUGUUUUUAUUACAAACUGACAAUUAGAGGUUGUUUUCUUGAAGCCUGCAUCAAGAAAAAUAGAGAGUUGUGUGGAUUGUUUGGGAUGAUUCUAAUCAUCCAUUUGAAUCCUUGUAGUACUAGUUAACCUUAAAUGGAUUUAUUGUUGUACAUAUUUUAAGCUUGGCAUUGGUCUGUGACACUAUAAAUUUGUUGUUCACAACAAAAAGAAAAAAAAGAGUUACUGAAUUUGCUUUA
Messenger RNA from Quercus robur (English oak), 4031 nucleotides. Its product is annotated as kinesin-like protein KIN-14Q. Lineage: Eukaryota; Viridiplantae; Streptophyta; Magnoliopsida; Fagales; Fagaceae. The transcript is spliced from 17 exons. Gene Ontology annotation, biological process: microtubule-based movement. The record is from RefSeq and is a predicted model, not a curated record. Gene Ontology annotation, molecular function: ATP binding; microtubule binding; microtubule motor activity. The coding region runs from base 261 to 3785 and encodes 1174 amino acids.